GCGGUAUGUGCUUAGUAUGAUCCCGGUCGUAGAAUUAUAAAUGGCUCGGGUUGCCCAUACCAUAAAUAGGUACCAGGUAUUCAUUGUGUCUUCGACUCUUCUCGUCAAGGCACCGCCCCAUGUUACUACGGAGCAAUAUGUACUCCACACUACGGUCCGCCUUCAACUGGCUUCUAGCUGCCGCCCCUAUAUUUACGCAGGGCGCUUCCCUCCAAAAAGUCACAUCUGAUUUCGGGCCAAACCCAAGGAAUGUCGGUUUCUACAUUUAUGUUCCGGACAAAUUAGCUGCUCGACCGCCGGUUCUUGUUAAUCCUCACUGGUGUCACGGCGACGCACAAGUUUGCUACUCCGGGUCUCAGUAUUCGACUCUAGCUAACAAGUACGGGUUCAUUGUCAUCUAUCCCGAUAGCCCAAAUACGGCCGAUAAGUGCUGGGAUGUGUCUUCUAACGAGACUUUAACACACGAUGCUGGAGGCGAUAGCUUGGGUAUCGUUAGCAUGGUGCGAUGGACACUCGACAAGUAUAACGGUGAUCCGAACCGUGUGUUUGUUACUGGCAUUUCCUCCGGGGCUAUGAUGACCAGCGUGUUACUCGGAGCAUAUCCCGAUAUUUUUGCUGCGGGAUCUGCAUUUGCCGGCGUGCCGUACGGAUGUUUCGCCGGUAACGGCUUUGGUGUCUGGAGCGACGCUUGCGCUACGGGGAAGGUCAAGAAAACCGGCACCGAAUGGGCCGCAUUAGUUAAAGCAGGAUAUCCAGGCUAUACUAGGUGGCGGCCUAAAGUUCAGAUCUUCCACGGAACAAGCGACGAGGUGCUCGACUAUACAAAUUUCGAAGAGGAGAUCAAAGAAUGGACGACGGUGUUUGGGUUUAAUGAAACUCCCACGAGCACGACGCCUAACACUCCCGUCAAGGGAUGGACGAAAUAUGUAUACGGUAGCAAUGAUUGGCUCGAAGCCUACAGCGCUGCAGGAGUUUCACAUAACAUUCAGAACCAAGAGGCCACCGCUAUGGAAUGGUUCGACCUUACCUGUACAAGCGACGACUGCUUCAAAUGGGGACAAGGGGGUCCAAAGGCUCGGUAGCUGAAAAAGAUGAUGUGUUAGGUAGUCGGUCACUACCCAUUGUCUCUAGUUCUCGCAUAGACAACAUUGAUGAUGCAAAGAGAGAAAUACAUCUUAACGAUCCCAAGCCAUCCUGUUAUACAAGGCAAUUUCGUAUUUUCCCUCUUCUAAUUACUCCUGCCACUUUGACCUCCGAGCUUUGACUGUACGGAUCCGCCUACGCUACCCUCCGUAGUAAACUGCUUUCCGACCAUUCCCUCUUUAUCCAAAGGACCGCCGAUUUUCUGCGCUGUACCGCCAAUUGCUCCUUCUUCAGUAAACUGUUUGCCAAUAGAGCCCUGGGCAUCGAACAUCUUGGGUUUGUCCUCGCCGAUUCCAGCGGUGGCGGGUGUCUUUUCUUGUGAAGCCAUGCCCGUGGAUGUCUUAGAGCCGGUGUUGGAGCUGUUGUGCGCUGACAUGAUGUAUAGGAGGUACUUUUACAAAUUAAACUUAAAAUUGUGUAUACUUAAAAUUACUUAAUAGAAA
Molecule: messenger RNA, 1586 nt
Organism: Daldinia vernicosa
Lineage: Eukaryota; Fungi; Ascomycota; Sordariomycetes; Xylariales; Hypoxylaceae
Product: carbohydrate esterase family 1 protein
Exons: 2
Coding region: 120-1082 (320 amino acids)
Cellular component (GO): extracellular region
Molecular function (GO): hydrolase activity
Source: RefSeq, a predicted model, not a curated record